CAUUGACGAUAAAUAUUGGUUGGGCGUAAAUGCGAUUCAAUUGGCAUAUUGUCAGUUGAAGUAUAUGCGUUCUUCUACCAGUGUCUAUCAUACAUAGAAGCGACUUUUUUGCUUUCUGGGCUCACAUAGAGAAACAACAACGGUGUUUUACUUGGGAACGACCAAAUAUUCCUAAUGACUACUUUGGAAAAUAAUUUGAAGAUUAAUCUUGCUGAAAAGACUAAAGUAGAACCCGCGGCUGCUAUAGUGAGAACCAAAAUCAUAUGUACGAUAGGUCCAAAAACGAACAGUUUUGAAAUGAUCGGCAAGCUAGUGGAAGCUGGAAUGAACGUCAUGCGCCUCAACUUUAGUCAUGGUUCACAUGAGUAUCACGCCUCGGUUAUUAGCAACUUGAGAAAGUAUCUGAUAGCAAGCCGUCGUAUGUGUGCCAUUAUGUUGGACACAAAAGGCCCAGAAAUACGUACAGGUAAACUAAAGGAUGGGAAAGAAGUUGUUUUACAUACUGGCCAAACUUUUCGUGUUACUUCGGAUAUGUCGGUCGUUGGUGAUGAAACUAUUGUGGCACAGAGUUAUGAGAAACUUGCACAAACUGUUUCUCGUGGUUCUCUUAUUCUUAUCGAUGAUGGGUUGAUUGCUUUACAAGUAGAAAGCGUGGAAGAUGAUCUCGUUCACUGUGUAGUCAAAAAUGGCGGUAUAUUGGGAGAAACAAAAGGAGUGAAUCUUCCCAAUGCAUCUGUGGACUUACCUGCCUUGACAGACAAGGACGUUUCAGACCUUCGCUUUGGCGUGGAACAAAAAGUUGAUUUUGUUGCUGCAAGUUUUAUUCGUAAAGCUAGUGAUGUGGAGGAAAUUCGAGAGACUUUGAAACGCUUUGGUGGUUCACGUAUCAAAAUAAUUGCAAAGAUAGAGAAUCAGGAGGGUUUGGACAAUUUUGAUGAAAUAUUGGAAGUUGCUGAUGGAAUCAUGGUAGCUCGAGGAGAUUUGGGGGUGGAAAUACCGAUAGAGAAAGUGUCUCUUGCACAAAAGAUGAUGAUUUCCAAAUGUAAUGUGAAAGGAAAGCCAGUUAUUACAGCUACUCAAAUGUUGGAGUCGAUGAUUAAGAAUCCUCGUCCCACUAGAGCUGAAACCACCGAUGUUGCAAAUGCAGUGUUUGAUGGUAGUGACUGUGUGAUGCUUUCAGGAGAAACUGCCAAAGGUGACUAUCCUGUAGAGACUGUAGAGACUAUGGUAGCCAUUUGUCGUGAAGCGGAAAGUUGUAUUGAUUACAAUUACAAUUUUACUUGUUUGCGGAAUUUGAUGAGACAACAGAAGCCUUCUAUAACUGAAGUGAUUACUUCUUCUGCAGUUCGAACAGCAUUUGAUUUACAUGCUUCGCUCAUUCUUUGUUUAACGGAAACAGGAACGACUGGUCGUUUGGUAUGCAAAUAUCGUCCAGUAGCUCCUGUGAUAUGUGUGACUAGCAAUGAACAAACUGCUCGUCAGUUAUUGAUUGAUCGAGGAAGUUUUCCAUUGGUAGUUGGUUCGAUGAUUGGUACAGAAAGUCUUAUUGCACGUUGUUUGGUUGCUUGUAAACAAAGUGGCAUAGCAUCUUCUGGAGAAUUGGCCAUCGUUAUUUCUGGUAUGAGAGAAGGUGUUGCUGGAGCCACCAAUUUGUUAAGAGUAGUAACUAUAGAAUGAGAGAGUAAUGGCUGUUUCGUUUGAUAAUAAAAGAAGAAAGCAUGCUUUGAUCCU
Messenger RNA from Galdieria sulphuraria, 1731 nucleotides. Its product is annotated as pyruvate kinase. The record is from RefSeq and is a predicted model, not a curated record. Lineage: Eukaryota; Rhodophyta; Bangiophyceae; Galdieriales; Galdieriaceae. Gene Ontology annotation, molecular function: pyruvate kinase activity; magnesium ion binding; potassium ion binding. Gene Ontology annotation, biological process: glycolytic process. Gene Ontology annotation, cellular component: cytoplasm. Bases 175 to 1677 code for a protein of 500 amino acids. The transcript is spliced from 4 exons.